Messenger RNA from Nomia melanderi (Alkali bee), 7385 nucleotides. RefSeq names its product PH domain leucine-rich repeat protein phosphatase (gene Phlpp). NCBI's taxonomy places the organism in Eukaryota, Metazoa, Arthropoda, Insecta, Hymenoptera, Halictidae. Gene Ontology annotation, molecular function: protein binding. The record is from RefSeq and is a predicted model, not a curated record.
CUUUCGUUGUCGUAGCAUGUUCCUUCGUCGUGUUAUUCCUAUCGCGAACGGAACACAGCACAGCAUUGUGAUAUUUUAGUGCAGCGAAGACGAGCGGCGCCCGUUUCGUGACGGGAUCGUGAUUGUGCUUUGUUGCCGCUGCGUAACCAGUCAUCCAUAUACGCCGUUGGUGUGUCACGAAAACCACAGUCCACAUCAGAAGAUUUCUCCCGUCGUCAUAAAACUACCAAAAAAAUUCUACACGCCAGUCCUUCCGGACCCGACAACCCAUUGGAACAAUCUCCAACGCGCAAACAAUGAUCAAAGAAGUCCUUCUUAAGCCGUCAGAAGAAGCAAGCGCAUCAGGUUCGACGAGAGAUCCUCAAUCAGGAUGGUGAUCCCGGGCGUAUCUCCCGGCGAGACCAUGUCCAACACGAGCGGUAAACUGAGAAGAUCUCGCAGAUUGUCUUCGACCAGGGGUUUGAAGGCGCGCCCGAGCGCAAACACAGCUGGGCAAGCGAUCCCCCGGCAAGAUCUCAAUCAAAAACUCGGUCUAUGUCCCAUAGCGAGCGGGAACGUGGCCGAUACAAACGGCCGGCCGGUAAUCAAUUGGGAAUUGAACGAAAGAAUCAGCCUGAGCAGCGGCUCCAGUCCCGGUCUGGCGGUACGACCGGACGCCAGGAAGGGGAUCGAGUUCAGCGGGAACCGCAAGAAGCCGGAAAUCGAUGUCUGCCCGCCGCCAGUCAACGGGAAUGUCAACGAUCGCCGCGAGAAUCGAAACGGCAAAGCUAGUCUGGAGCUGAUGAACGUGUCCGGCUUCAACCAAGACGUCGAAAAGAAACGACGCGGCUCCUGGACGAUCGACAUCGACGUGAUCAGCCGGCCAGAUGAAGAGAACGUCAUCAAAAGCGACUCGAAAUACGAAAUCGGGAUUCCUAGUGAAGGUUCAUCAGCGUCUAGAAAGUCUAAGCAGCGUCGUUCGGCUGUGUCCACUAAAGCUCAGAAGUCAGCUAGGAAUGAGGACGAAGAAGCAGCUAACGGCAGAUGGGGUAGAAAAAAGGUUGACAAAACGAACGACUCGAUUUCCAAGAGACUGGAGCUGAUUCACGAACUGAAUCAGAAGAUCUUGGCUAACUAUGAAAGAUUCCAACAGAAGUCGAAAAGGAAUCAUUCGAAAGACGCGCCGGACACAAAGGACACUGGAAGGAGUCGGGUGAUCUUGAACGAUGAUAAAGAAAGGAUAGAAGAUCGUCAGUAUGCAGAAGUGAAACGUAAGAACCGAGCAAAAUCGGAAUGUGUGGUAGAUAAUGGCGAAGACUGCCUGAUACAAAAGGGACUGGACAUCAACAAAUUCACAUUCUCCAAAGACCACUGCGAGAAGCUGAUCAGUUCGAAGGACACUGACAAGCGACGAACGAAGACCUUGUCGAGACCCAGAGUUCCCUGUGAUAAUGAGAACUUCAUCAUGGCUGCGAAGCCAGGGUUUUACGGAGACGAUAAAACCCAAAGAAUCAACCCGAGGAAGGAAUGGUGCCCGCGAUCGAGGAGGAACGAGGAAACGCGUGGCGAAUCUUCGGUUUUUUACGCGAACGAUUUCUCUGGGAGGCACGUAGACGCCAGCACGAUCAGUGAGGACACCGAUUGUCUGGGGAGCUCCGGCUUGUACCCAGAGAGCUACACCAAUCGGUCUAACGAAGUGAAAAUCGAUGACGCGGAUGGGGCCGCGAUGGAACGGCCAGGUGAUACCAAGGAAAGAGAAACACGUAACGCGACCGGGAUCGACCAGCGUGACGCGGGACCGUCCGUGGAGGGCCAGAUCGAUCAGGAAGCCCUGGAGCACGAGAUCCUGGAGAAUCUCGACGAGACCAUCGACAGAUUCGAUAACGAACGACCGCAUGCUACCGAACAGGCUGCCGAGGAGCAGGUUGACGAUAAGAAGAUCGACAGCUUCAGCAGCGAUUCUAUCGAGAUAGAUGGGCCUUUAAACAAUAGCGGCUGCUCGAAAGUGGCUAGGCUUCAGGAGACCUUCAAUUCCUCGUGGGAUUCCGGAGUUGGCGCGGACGUCGGCACCGGAAGCGGAUGGGUUAGGAUCCACACGGGGAUCGAGAGCAGUCUCGUCUAUCUUACUCUAGAUACCACCGCGAAAGACGUCUGCAGGGACAUGCUGUUAGGCGACGACUUGUCUCUGUUUAUUCAGUACGGCGGGGAGGCAGGGAGGAGAUUGGCUUCGCAGGAGAAGCCACUCGAGAUACAGGACCAAUUUCUCCAAAAGCUCGGAUACCAGGACGUAUCAAGACGGUCCCGACUGGGAGUCGAUCCUGAAUUACGACACCUCGUUGCUUUCCACGUGGGACCCGCAUCGCCAUUACCAGAUCUGGCAGGAUACAGUCGUUGCGGGUACGCGCUCGUGCUGAAGGGGUUGGUUUUUCCCCAGUGGAAGAGGCGACCCUUGGCUGUCAUCGGAUCCAGGCUCUUCCUUUACCCGGCCUGUCCGGACUCGAGGCCGGAGUGGAUGGAAUUGGGCGGCGGCGGGGGUGCAGUGUGUUAUGCGCCGUCACGGCUAGGUAAACUGGUGCUGCGUAUCACUGGAUUUCCAAGGGUCACUCAGCAGUGUCAUCAAACUCAGCAACAAGAGGAUAGUCAGCAUCGCGAGACCAGACACUUGUACCUCGGUUUUCAUCACCCCUGGGACAGAGAUCUGUGGAAAAGUUGGAUUAAACAGGCUAUACAAUUGUCAUCGUACCCAAAGAAGCUGGAUCUUAGCAACGGAGGACUGUCGAGAAUUCCUGAGAGUGCUAUAGCAUUCCCCGCCAUUGAAGAACUAGUAUUAAGCCAAAAUCAACUUACAAACGCCAACAACAAUUUAAUACUUCUACACAGAUUUCCGAAACUUCAUAUCCUUCAUCUGGAGAGCAACGAACUGAAGAGAAUUCCACGGGAAUUACUGGAGCUCAGGGGGCUAACUUACCUCAAUGUAUCAGACAACAAAAUCGAGAAGAUUCCGGCUGACAUAAGCCAGCUUAUCAAUCUGAAAGAGUUAAUCCUAGAUCGUAAUGGAAUCAAACAUCUGCCGCACGAACUCUGCGAGCUGAAGAAUUUGAGAAAUAUUUCUUUAGCUGGAAAUUACCUCAGCAAUCUGCCGUCCUUCUUCAACAUGCGAGCCCUCACGCUAACGGAUGUUUUACCAAAGGCCGAUCAUAAUAAAACUUACAAAGACGAAAGAAGCAAUCAAAAUAAUUUGUAUAAAGUCAACUUACGAAAUAAUCAGUUGAAGGGAAACAUUAUUUUAGGAAAUUAUGGAAAUUUAACGCAUCUAGACGUCAGUGAAAAUAGCAUUGAAAAACUGAACAUCAGUGCUCUUCAAGAAUUAAGAAGCAUUCGUUGCGCACGAAAUAUUUUAACAGAACUGACAGUCUGUGGAAGAAACCUUGUUUCCCUUAUUGCUGGAAAUAACAAAUUAAAAAAAUUGACUAUAGAACCUAUACCAGUAAACCUCGAGCACCUAGAUGUUUCUUAUAACAAUUUAGAUGCCCUUCCAGAAUGGACACCGGAUUUGCCAGUGCUACGUGCCCUUUUUGCUUCUCACAAUGCUUUGACAGCCCUCCCAGACAGACUGCUAACCCAACCGUCCAGGCUAGAGGUUCUUCAUCUACCUCACAAUAGGCUGCAGGCUUUACCACCGCCCAGGAAACCCCUAAAUAUCGUUCACCUGACAUUGCAAGACAAUGCAUUGACGGUUCUACCGACGAGUUUUUUCGCCAAUACCGAAAAAAUGAAGGUUCUUAAUCUCUCCAACAAUCGAUUAUCGGAACUUCCUUCGUUGGCGGAUGGAAAUAAAAACCGAUCGACCAACCAUUGCUUAGAGAAAUUGUAUCUUACCGCAAAUUGUUUAACGGACACCGCUUUGGACACUCUCGCCAAAUUAAAUUCCCUAAGGGUUCUUCAUAUAGCAUACAACACUUUGGAUACCCUUCCUGAAAGUUGCACAGCUUCAUGGAGGGACUUGGAGGAAUUAGUAUUAUCCGGAAAUAGACUUCAGUACCUGCCGGACAACGUUGGCAAUUUGCGUCAUUUGCGUGUGUUACGAGUUCAUUCUAACAGACUUUUAACUUGUCCAACGUUUAAUAAAACAACUUCAUUGAAGGUAUUGGAUUUAGCCCAUAAUCAAUUGGACAGAGUAAAUCUGGCUACUUUAGUGCCACCCCAACUACAGUUUUUGGAUAUAUCCUGCAAUUCAAGACUCCAUGUGGACCCUAGACAAUUCCAAGUAUACAGAUCCCAACGACCGAUAUCAUUAGUCGAUGUAUCGGGACAGAAUAGACCAAGUCUACCUUCUCACCCUCAUCAACAGGAGAUUGUAUCCACGGAAAAGGGUGCGGAACAGCCGUGGAGAUUAGGAUUUUCAGAAACAGCGGGCUCCAGGGAACGAUUAUACGUUUCACAAGUCAGAAUGCCAUCGUUCUGCAACGUGGAAGGGUUGUUCGGUAUAUUCGACGGCGGCUCCAACCAAGAAGCGCCUAGUGCGCUUCAAGAAAUGAUACCGCGCCUCUUGUUAGAGGAGCGAACCGUCCGGGAAACAUCGAAAGAAUAUUUAAAAUAUACGCUGCUGUCGGCUCACAGAGAGUUGAAGGAAAAAGGACAGAAAUAUGGCAUCGAUACGACUCUGGUUCACAUUGUCAGAAUUCAUCCCCAACAAGGUUACUCUAAAGCGCCAAUGAGAUAUUCUUUGAAAGUCGCUUCUUCCGGGGACGCGAAAGCUGUUCUUUGCAGAGCAGCUGGCCCAUUAAGUCUGGCCCCGCCCAAAAAAGUUCCCGUUAAAAAUCAGCUAGGAAACGCGGCCAUGUUCCCUUUAGUAGUUCCCGACCCAACAUUCGAAGAGGUCGAUUUAGAGGAUGACGACGAGUUCGUGAUAAUUGCGAACCGAAGAUUAUGGGAAGUGUUAAGCAUCCAGGAAGCCGUGCGAGAAGCCAGGGCAGAAGCUAGUCCGGUGUUAGCUGCUAAAAGACUGCAGGACCUGGCACAGGCUUACGGUGCAGAAGACAAUUUGAGCAUCGUGGUCGUUCGAUUAACUGGGCCGAAUCAGGGCGAUUUGGAUCAAGUUAUGAGAGAGCUCAGACACGCUGUCGGAAAAAAUAGAAACCAAACGGACGGCGUUUGUCCUUGCCCUUGUUGCGUGCCGCCGGCUGCGCAUAAGCCACCGGGACCUUGCUGUUGUCAUGCGAAUGAGGGUUAUUACCUGAAUGGCGUAUUGAAAAGUAUAGUAAACAGGUCCAACAAAGCUCAUAACGGAUCCGGCAGGUAUUUCAAGAACCGUCGACCUGCUCAAGAAAACGAAAGCCCGCCGUACAAGGAUGACAGAAGUUCGCCAAGCGGGCAAUCCGAUCAAGCCAGCGAUAGCACUUUUAAAUCGAGACAUCCGUCCGGUAGGGUCUGGUCCGGAAGCGCGGCAUCCAGGGCCACGAACAAAGCCAGACAAACCGUCUUGGUACACGAAAACGGAGGAAGGAAGGUUUCAAGUUUCGGGGCACAAGAGGACACCGUCUCCGAGAGAUCCGGCGCCUUGAGCGAGGAGCAGUUUCGCUGCUGGGAAUAUAUGCUCGAGCAGAAUACUCAGCUCUUAUUCGACAAGGAAUUGGACACUUUAUCGAGGACCCCAUUGCGCCGAGGUCAAUCGAGAUCCACCCCUCAAUUAGGAGGCAAUUUGCCUUUUCUAUCGAAGAGAUUCGGAAGCGCUAGAUCCUUUAAUCCUUCCCUUCCGCGGCCACCUAUCGUACGAUUCGGCAGCGGUAGGAGAUUACUGAAUGGAGGACCAAAUGCGGCUUACUUCGGCAGCCUGCAAAGGUUGAUGCCGUAUAAUCUAGAAUACGAUUUCGCCGUCAUUCAAGAAAGAAACGGAUUGGACUCCCUGGAACAGGAUACCACACGGAUGCAACAAUAUUGGGGGGUAGCCACGACCGAGCUCUGAUGCGAAACGAUACGCUUCCGGUUUUGAAAUUGUGAUACGGUGUUGAAAGAUGUACGUUAUCAGUAUUAAUGGCCAAUACGAAACACCAACGUGUUUAUCACAUUUUUUAAUGAGGAAUCGAAAUUGAGGUGUACGUUAAGACGAAAUACAUAAGUGUCUAGAUGAAUCGUGUGAUUGGUUGAAAGAUCAGUAGACUAUAAUUCAUCGAAUGAAAAUAUUGUUGCGUAACAGCAAUUAUCAGUUUUCAUGUUACUCGACAAUUUUUUGUAAUAGAUGGAAACGAUUAAUUUCAUUAGAAUCUUUAAUCGUAAGAUUUAUAAAGUGAUAUGAAUUUCAUGUUCGAAACUUUUAUGAAAUUAUUUAAUCAUUUGAAUAAUGAAAGGGAUAAAAACUGUUUUUCUAUUGUAAUUGAAUAAGUGGUUGUUGUUUAAGUAAGAAGCCAACCUUUUAUACUGAACAAAUUAUUAAGUAUAAAAUGUAACAUGUAAGUGUAUAUAAAUAUAAAUAUCUUUAUAAUUAGGAACGACAUUAAUUAUACACGAGGAAGCUUUAACAAACAUUGUACUUAAAGAUUAUGCGUAAAUCAUUUGAAUAUAUAUGAUUAAAAUGUAAAUAUAUACGUAUAUGUCGAAAACAAUUGGUUAAGAUAUAUUAUCGUAAAAUCAAACUACAAACAUUUAAACAUUUUCAUGAUGUAUCAUUCUGUUCGAGUAAUGAAUGAAACGAUCUCACGGUAUUUAUACGGAAAUCGUGAUUAUGUAUAGUAAGUUGGAGAAAUUAAUUAAGAAUAAUACUAAAAUAAAUCUUUCUUAAAAUGAUAACACAAAAAUACAUGGAUCGUGUAAUAGUAGAUUCUUGAUUUCACGUAAAUAUAUUUUUGUACCGGAACAAAGUGGCGACUUUUGUACCUGAAGUUACGAAAUAAGCGAUCGAAGCGACAAAACUUUUGCAUUUUACAGUGAAAUAAAAUUACAAAUUGAGAAUUGAUAUCCUGAUUCAUUGACCCGAAGCAAGUAAAUCAUAUAAUCGUUUCGCAAAUUUUUCGAAUCUAGGGUGAUAAAUUAACAGACAUGAAUUUCCAAACAUCAUUCAUUAUCUCUGUUUUUCCGCUAUCUAAUGUCUUAAUGGUGACCUUGAUAAGCAUUAUCUUAUUUGUCGACCAGUAUGAAACUAUCCGUCUACCGCAAUGAACUUUUUACGGAGUCGUUGAAACAGAUUAAAAGAUAUGGUUGCAAAGAAAAGUAAACACAUAUGUACUUUCUUUUAGUUUGUAUCACUAUUGUACGUCUAUAAAUAACACGAUGUAAAUUGUUCUUUUUUCGACAUAAAGUUCGGAGCAAUACAAUUUUCCGCAUUAACAUCAAUAAUAAACAAUUCAGCAUAAAGCUUAAAACAAAAACUUGAUCAAGUCUUUAUUCAGAAGAUAAACUUACUCCGAUGA